Messenger RNA from Astyanax mexicanus (Mexican tetra), 5853 nucleotides. It is a transcript of the gene aftpha, whose product is annotated as aftiphilin a. Gene Ontology annotation, biological process: intracellular transport. The coding region runs from base 331 to 2919 and encodes 862 amino acids. Gene Ontology annotation, cellular component: trans-Golgi network membrane; AP-1 adaptor complex. NCBI's taxonomy places the organism in Eukaryota, Metazoa, Chordata, Actinopteri, Characiformes, Acestrorhamphidae. The record is from RefSeq and is a predicted model, not a curated record. The transcript is spliced from 10 exons. Gene Ontology annotation, molecular function: clathrin binding.
CUCCGUCACUAGUUGCAUGCUGUGUGUGUGCUGAUCUGGAGAGGGCAGUGCAGAGAGUGUGUGUGUGUAUUUAAAUGAGUGUAUAUGAGUGUGUGUGUGUGUAUAUGAGAGUACUGAAUGUAGUUUAGCCUUAGCUUUAGCCUCUGCCGGGCUCUGAGCUCCUCUCCUGGGUCUCACUGAGUUUCUCUCCAGGGUCCGCGGCGGCUCUCCAGACCCGCGGUUGAUCGUUUCAGCGGCGGGAGGACCUUCAGGCCGGGCCCGGGUGAUGGGAGCGAAUCUGCGGAUCCGCGCGGUGUGAAGUCUUGGCUGUGUGAUUCUGCCGGAGUCGCCAUGGAGCCGGACGUGAUCCGCAUGUAUUCCUCCUCCCCUCCUCCCAUGGAGGACGGCGGCGAGGAGGACGAGGACGAGUUCAGCGACUUCACCGGCGUCCCCAACAGCGUCAGCUUCACGGAGUUCGAUACCCCGACUACGUUCAAUCAGCUGCAGGCCUUGAACGCCACGUCGCCACCGGAGCUGAUCACCAACGGACGAAUCGUUGGAAUUCACGGACCUUCAGGGACCGCAAAGUCCAACGGUGCGCUUCCAAGCAAUGGCCAGGGCGAUGUACCUGCUUGUAGGACAAUUAGCGCGGAGGAGAUCCGAAAGGUUACGGAGCAUCCUCGCGCAACGUACGCAAACUUGCGUUCGGACGUUUCCGAGAACGACUGGACUGGUAGCAAUGCUGUUGACUGUAAUGGGGGUGGGGUGGGGGUGGAAACCCUGACGAAUGGCUUUGCAACUUUUGACACAGAGGGAGUAAAUUCCUCAUGUAAAAAACACAGGGAAACUGAAGGUCCCUCAGUGGAUUACAGUCCUGACGCUGUUCUCAACGACAAUGACAUUGACAAUGACAAUGAUGACGAUUUUGCGGACUUCUCCGCUUUCUCAAAUGCUGACAUUUCAAGUGGAGGUGCAGACUGGGAGCAUUCGAAUCACAACGAGAGACCAGCAGAGAACCACGAUAAUCAGCCACAGAGUGACGGAGGUCAAGGGACUAGCGUAGGUAGCAGCCUAGCGGUGGACAAUGACAAGGACGCUUGUGUUACAGGGUUUGCCUCACUAGCGUUGACUGAGGAGGCUUCUGAUGGCCUUAGCAAUGGAGACUGGGGUUUCCAUGCAGGGGCUAGUUUUGAACAAAGGGAUUUGGAAACUGACAACGCACAUCAAAACUCUACGAAGAAUAAUGAACUCAUUGAGCCACCAUUGGCUCAAAAUGGUGUCAUAGUUCAGAACGGCUUGGAAGUGAAGGACAAGGUGAACAAUGGGGUGUCGCCUCUCUCGGAAGAUGAACGAGGUAGCAGCAGCAGCGAGCCCACGGAAGAAAAGGGGUCUGGGAACGACACGGAAACGGAGACGGAAACAGAGACCUCUUUCGGUCGACCGCUGUCAACGGAUGCACUUGAGGAAUUCGGAGAUUUCAGCACAACGGGAUCCGUUCCAUCUCCUCCGCUCCAGGAAGAGACGGCAACUCCUGCUGAUCACAGCCAACUAGCUGAGGACGAUGACGACGAGGACUUCGGCGAUUUCAGCGACUUUGGAGAAGCCGGCGCUUUUGGCGGCGCAGGCUUUGCUGAUUUCGACGCCCAACAGGGCGUACCUUCGGAAUCAGCUCCUGAAGCCAAAGGAGAAGCCGCUUGCCCUGGAAAAGACGAAGAGUUUGGUGAUUUUGAUUCUCCAAAAGAUGCGUCCACACUCUGCGAAAAUGAGGACGGCAAGAAAUGCGAAAAUUCUGAUCUUCAGACUGAAUUCCCUGGUAGCGACAGUUUUGCAGACUUCAGUUCGGCUCCUGUUGAAGGUGACGGUUGGCGGGCGUUCAACGAGCCAGACUCGAAUCAGAAUGCAUCUGGGGAAUCUUGGGCUGCAUUUGGCGAAGACCAGAGCUCAGCCUUUUCAGAAAAGCUUGACGACGUUCCGCAACCAGCUAGUGUACCACAGCCCCCUAGUGGCAGCAGAGAGCACAGCAGGAAAGACAGCUUAACAGCCUCUCUGGUCACCCGGCUGGAGAAGCUUUUCCUGGUCAGUUUUCCAGAGGCUCCUGUUGCUCCGGUCGGGGAGGAGGUUCCUUCACUCAAAGCUUUCCUCCAGCCUUCAGACAAAUCAGAACAUCAGGAGGAGGAUCGAGCACCAGCCAGCGGAGUGCUGCAGGAUGUGUGGCGGCAGCUGCAGGACAUCCACAACGCCUUCGGCCUCCGGCAUCAGUGGGGCGGAUCUCACAGCAACAAAACGCUGCUGUGUUCGCUGGGGAUCGACACCAGGAAUAUACUGUUCACAGGUCAGAAGAAGCAGCCUGUGAUAGUGCCCAUGUACGCCGCCAGCCUGGGGAUGCUGGAGCCCACUAAAGAGCCGGUGAAACCGGUCUCAGCAGCUGAGAUGAUCGCCUCUAUAGCACAGUCUCCCUCCGUCUCUGCAGAUCUCAACACCUGUCCCUCUGACACGGUGCAGGAGUCCCUCCCCCCAGUGCAGUUUGAUUGGAGCAGCAGUGGCCUUACGAAUCCUCUGGAUGCGAGCGGAGGCUCGUCUCUGCUGAAUCUGGAUUUUUUUGGCCCGGUGGACGAGUCGCCCUCCAGCUCCACCACCUCCAUACCAGGAGUGGACCCGGAGCUGUAUGAGCUGACGCAGGCGAAGUUGGAGGUGAGCGGCGGGAGCAGCAGAGUCGCGGACGCUUUCGCUCGGCUCAUGUCUACAGUAGAGAAAACCAACACCUCCACCAGGAAGCUGCAGGGGCGUAAGGAGGAGAACCUGAGUGAAGAGGCUCGUCGGGUCAUCGCCGGACUCCCUGAUCUGUCCUUCAUGCAGGCUAAAGUGCUGAUGUUUCCCUCCACCCUCACUCCUCUCCCUCCUUCAUCCUCCUCUUCAUCCCCCUCUCCUGUCCCUGACUGAUCCCGCCCCUCCUCCCCCUCUACCUCUCCUCUCCCUGAAACCCACUCCUCUUCUCGCGCUUUUUUAAUCUUUUCUUUCUUUUCUUUUCUUUCUUUUCUGUACGAUUUUACUACUCCAGCUUUGUUUCUGCUCGUUUUUCAUUAGUUUUCUGUGUUUCUGUCUUCCGUCUAUUCUGUUCUUUUUAUUUCCUUUUUCUUUUCUUUUGCUGUGCUCCUUUGCGUGUCUGAUCAUCGUUUUAAAGAAGAAUGAAGGAACGUUUGGUUCAAAUCGACAGAAGGGCAGAAGAAACUUUUUAUUUAUAGACUUGCUUUAUAUAGAUUCUCCAGUUCUGUUGAUAUUAGAGGUGUAAUAUGUAUAUAAUCAGGGAUAAGACUUUUUUUUUUCUUUUCUUCUCUUUUUAUUUUUUAUUUUCUUUUUUUCCUGCUUUAUAGAUUCCUGUAAAAUGCGUAAAAAAUGCUCUUUUAUGAGUGUGUAUGAUAUGUUUGAAUGAAUGUGUAUGUAUGUAUGUAUAUGUAUGUAUGUGAGUGAGUGACUGGAAGCGUAUAUAUGUACGUGUGUGUGUGUGUGUUAAAUAUCUUUUUUGAUGAGGAAACACUGGUUCAGAAGUCCUUCAACGAAGGCAAAACAAAAAAAAAAGUGAAGUGAAAUCAUGCAGUCACGCGUAUAUAAAUAUAUGUAUACAUUUAUAUAUAUAAAUACAUAUAUAUAAAUAUAUUCUAUAUAAAAUAAUUGUAAUGACUUGAAACCAUACUGCCUGCAAAAUUCUGCUGGGUAAUUGUUUUUUUUUUGUUUUUUUCUUUUUUUUGGUUAUAUGUAUAAAAAAGGCCUUAGUUUUUAACGAUUUUGGUUAAUAGUUUUGGUUAAUAUAUAUUUACAAUAAUUAUUGGGUAGUUUUUUUUUUUUUCUUUUUAUUUCACCUUUUGUCUGUCUCUUAACAAACGCAUAAUUGUUAUUAUAUGUCUUAUAAAUGUCGUCUUUUUUUUCUUUCCUUUUUCUUUUGUAGUUUAAAGGAGAACUCUGAUGUGAAAUGGACUUUGGGUGUAUUUGUUAAAACCUGUUUUUAAAAAGUACUUACCUAUUGUUGAAUAGCUCUCCUCUGCUUUCCUGCAGCUUUCUGAGGUCCAGUAUUUUCUGCACUUUGCCCAAACAGGCUUUUAAACUGGGUUUUAAUGGGGCAUAUUUUGCCCCUGCAGAUAAAUCGCUUUUUACACUGUUAUUCAGAAGCUGAAAGUAGGUUUGCACACUUCAUUGCUAGAAUCCGGAGAGCCCUGACUUUAAACCUGCACAUGAAGCUUAUUAAAAUCCACUGUUUAAAUCCCAUAGAAUAGAAUCAAAAGCUUUUUAAGCAAAGUUUAUGUCAUUUGUUGUUUGUGGUUCUAUGCAUUCUAAUAUUGACCUUAACCAAAAUAAUUUUCAGCAACAGCAGGAAUUUAUGCGUUUUCUAUAGAAAUUAAUUCUGCAAUCUGCUCAGCUAUCCUACCUAUUUGUUCUAGUACUCGACGGUUUACUUCUUGAAUCUUAUUGUGACCUUAAAUUAAAGAUUGUGGCGCCUGGAGAUUUACCUAUGCUAUGGGAUUUAAACAGUGGUUUUUAUUAAACUUCUAAUGCAGUUUUAAAGCUCUAAAAGCCUCGUUUUAAAUGUCUGGGCUUUCCAGAUUCUAACAAUGAGGAGUGGAGCUGCUUUGAGCUUCUGAAUAACGAUGGAAAAAGCAAUUUAUCUACAGGCGCAAAAUAUGCCCCAUUAAAACCCAGUUUAAAAGCCUGUUUGGGUAAAUUGCUCAAAUUACUGGAUCUCAGAAAGCUGCUGGAGAGCGGAGGAGAGUGAUUAAACAAAUAAGUACUUUUUAAAAUCAUGUUUUAAUAAAUACACCCAAAGUCCAUUUCACACCGGAGUUCUCCUUUAAUAGGGUUUAAUAAAUGUAAUAUUUUUUUUGACGUACGCAGCACUAUUCCCUUAUUAUUCCCUCACUCAUAGAUGAAGCCUAUCUACCACUAGCAAAUAAUUUUUUUUUUAUUAACACACAGCUGCUGUCUGUUUCCUGCUGGAAUUGAUUAGUUUUUUUGAUUUUGUGUUUAUUAUAAUGGUUAUUUUAUGUUUUAAACAUGGAGGGACGCUUUUAAAAAGUUGAACCACUGACUCUGUAAACUGUAAUGUGAUCCACUUGAUGAUGAAGGAAUCGUUUUACUGGUUAAGAAAGUAAAUCAUGGUUGACUUGAACUACUUAGCGAAUAAGGGACCAAUACAUGCGUUUAUAUAUAUAUAUAAAUAUAUAUAUCUGUGGCUGUUUAAUUCAACCCUGUUUAUUGAAGUGCUUAAAUAUUAAGGUCUGGUUUUUAUUUUUGACACAUCAUGCUGAGUCGCUUUGUUUCAGCAGGAGGACAUUUUAAUUUUUUCCUUCUUCCUUCUUCAGUUUCGUGCAUUGCUAAAAUAGGCCACGCCAAGCAUCGUGGGAAAUGUAGUCCAGAAACUGUCCAUUUUGGAGGCUACUGGAGAAGCUAAUUAUUAUUAUUUUUAUUUUUUUUUUUUUUGUCUUAUUUGCUUUAUUUUUCUGAUUUUUCCUCUCUUUAUUUCGGGUUCACCACUGUGUGUCGUUCUGUCUGUCUCUCCGUGAGGAAUUUUGCACAUUGUAAAGAUAUAAUGAAAGUACUACUUAACGACAUAGUUGACUGUGGCUUCUGACUGUGUACAGUGAGACUAUGGAAAAUGUAAAAAGAACAGCGACAACAACAAAAAAAAAUUGUUACGGGAAAAUUCCUAUGGAAAACUGAAAAAUCUUACCGAUGGAAGAAAGCCCCUUCCUGUCCCCAUCUCCCUCCAUCCCCCCAACCCUCCCCCAGGUUGAAAUGAGCAUGUCCGGGCUCUUUUUGACGGAAAACUUUAAGUGUGUAAAUUUUCUUUUAGUGUACACAAGACAUUAAAGUAAUUUAAGAGAA